CGACAGUUUUUGGCGAUGCUGAUUGGUCAGAUGCAAACGAAAAUGCAUGGUGAUCACAUGACCUGUCACAGGGAUCAGGUGACCAGAGAGGACGCGCAACAAACAAACACACAGACAAAAAACUCCAAAAUGAAGAUGUUAUUAACCAUCGUUUUACUUGUUCUACUUGUUGACAAGUGCACGUCAAAUUCUUUUGUUGUUAAUUAUGAUGGUAAUUCCUUCAGCAAAGAUGGCCAACCUUUCCGCUACAUCUCUGGUAGUAUCCACUAUGCAAGAGUUCCCAGAGGUUACUGGGAUGAUCGUCUCAAGAAAAUGUAUGCCACUGGCUUGAAUGCAAUCCAAGUAUAUGUACCAUGGAACUUCCAUGAGAGAUCACCAGGGAGGUAUACCUUUGAGGACAAUGCAGAUCUUGUAGCGUUUCUUCAGAAAGCAAAUGAAACUGGUUUACUCGUCAUUCUGCGUCCUGGCCCAUACAUCUGCGCUGAAUGGGACAUGGGAGGAUUGCCGUCAUGGCUGCUGAAAGAUGGUGUCAUCGGACUAAGGACAAUGGAUGAAGCUUAUAUCCAAGCUGUUGACAGAUGGAUGGGUGUCCUGCUUCCUAAGAUCAAGCCCCUUCUGUACUCUAAUGGAGGCCCAAUUAUAAGUGUACAAGUUGAGAAUGAGUAUGGUAGCUACUCUGCCUGUGAUCAUGACUACAUCAGGCACUUGAAAAAUACCUUUGAAGAAGCCCUUGGUGCCGAUGCAGUUGUCCUCUUCACAACAGAUGGACCUGGGCAGCACAUGCUAGAGUGUGGGACACUGCAGGGCCUGUAUACAACUGUGGACUUUGGUUCAGGUAUAGAUCCCUCUGGUCCAUUUAACUAUCAGAGAAAAUUUGAACCCAAGGGCCCAUUGGUUAAUUCAGAGUUUUACACUGGUUGGCUUGAUCACUGGGGGCAGAAACACUCAACGGUUGCUAAGGACAGGGUCACAGGUUCCCUGGAUAAGAUCCUCGCCACGGGAGCUUCGGUAAACAUGUACAUGUUUGAGGGCGGAACUAACUUUGGAUUUUGGAAUGGAGCCAACUCUGCAUACAGUCCUCAACCAACAAGCUAUGACUAUGACGCCCCUCUCACUGAGGCUGGGGAUCCAACAGAUAAACUCAUGGCUAUAAGGGACGUCAUCAAGAAGUAUGCUAAGGUUCCCUCAAUUCCAGUACCUCCAGCUACUCCAAAACUUGCGUAUGGUAAAUCGACAAUGACCAAAGUUGGCUCACUGUAUGAUGUUUUAAAUAAGCUAGCCCCCGAUGACCCAAUCAGAACCAAUUAUCCAAUCACCAUGGAAGCGAUGCAGCAGAGUUUCGGAUUCAUAAUGUAUCGGACAAAAAUUCCAAUUAAUGUUACCAAGGCAACGCUGUUGGAUAUACCAGGGAUACGGGAUCGGGGAUAUAUAAUCAUCAACCAGGUGCCUGUAGGGAUUGUUGUCCGAAACAAGCCGACUGGACUGACGAUAACAGCAUCAAAGGGGGACACCUUGGAUAUUGUUGUGGAGAAUCAAGGAAGGAUCAAUUAUGGGGGAUCAAUUGCAGACAUGAAGGGAAUAAUUGGAAAUAUAACAUUAGGAGGCACAAUUCUAGAGGGCUUUAAUAUCUCUUCACUUCAACUUGAUGAAUUUGUACCAAAGAUCUCACCAAAUUUAAUCCCAGAAAGUACACUGACCUGGUCUAGUCCCCAGACACAGCUGAAUGUUCCUACACUGUACAGUGGCACAAUGCCUAAUCUUCCACCAGAUAUCUCUGAACCAAGGGAUACAUUUUUGAAAAUGUCAGGCUGGACUAAAGGACAGGCGUACAUCAAUGGCUUCAAUCUUGGCCGGUACUGGCCUGUAGAGGGCCCACAAGUCACUCUCUAUGUUCCUGCAACAAUACUGAAGGUCACAGGGAAUGUAAUCGUUUUGUUUGAGCUGGAAAGCGCCCCCUGUAGUACAGAAGGAAGCUGUACAGUAGAGUUCAUUGACCGACCUAUUUUGAAUGGAACCAUUGCGAGGGUACACAAAAUAUAAAAAUCUGGGGUUUUUUUUAUUUUUUAGUUUUUCAAUACUAAUUUAUUUUGAAAUUAUUAUUUGCUGACACUAUGGUACAUUGUUUGCUUAAUAAUAUUACCAGGGAUGAAUCCAGAAUUUUUCAAACGGGGGCGCAACAUUUUCAAAAGAGUUAAGUGAGUAGCUCUAAUUUCAAUAAUUUAUAUAUAUUGAAAUUUUAAAAUUUAGUGGCAAGGUGGGGGUGGGAGGAGCACAUUCCCCAUGCUCCCUAAUGGAUCUGCACCCGAUAACUUCUUAAAAACAAUUACAAAAUUGUUAGAAUGAAUUAUAGCCUACACUUCUAAAACAGUAAAUAUCAAUCAAAGUUUAUAAUCAUAAGUUCAGUGUCUAUGCAUAUAUAGUUAUUAAGGUGCCGAUUAUGGAUCUUUGGAUAAUAUUUGGACCAUCACUAGCGUACGUAAUGAAAUAUUCAUGCAUGUGUAAUCUGAUUUGCAUUGGAAUGCAUUUAAUGUGAUACCUGUUGUUCAAAAGUAAUAAUCAUGUGUGCACUGGAAUGAUUUUGUACUAUUUUAAUUAUUCAAUUUGUGAAAAAGCUUUCAAAAAUUAGGGUACUUUUUUUUUUUCCAUAUGCUCAUGUGAGGUAAUCACUAAAAUAACUGAGAUUUAAUUUCCAGGGUAAUUAUGUGCAAAAAUUGAAAGUAAACUGUUAAGAUAACUUUGUUUUGUAAAUAUAUCUGUUACUGUAUGUUUCUAAAAUGAUAAAAUUUCUUUUAAAAAGAUGUUGAUUUAAAAAUUGGAAGAACAUGAGCACAUGAUUUUAAGAUAAUCAUUCCCAGUUGCUCAUAAUUUUUUGCAAUAAAACCCAUCAAUUAUGCAAUAAUAA
Molecule: messenger RNA, 2902 nt
Organism: Anneissia japonica
Lineage: Eukaryota; Metazoa; Echinodermata; Crinoidea; Comatulida; Comatulidae
Product: beta-galactosidase-like
Exons: 14
Coding region: 16-2040 (674 amino acids)
Biological process (GO): carbohydrate metabolic process
Cellular component (GO): vacuole
Molecular function (GO): beta-galactosidase activity
Source: RefSeq, a predicted model, not a curated record